AUGGGGACAUUUGUGCUGAAGGCCCGGUGCAAGGUGUUGAAGUCUGAGAAGAAUGAAGAAUGUAAUAGAAGGGUCCAUGGGCGAUUGGGUUUCAAGUGGGAAAAAGAAGGCAACCAUGGCGCUUUUCCUUCCACCACUUUCACGCACGUUCUCCUUUCUCCCCGGGGAGAGGGCGUGCCCAGCACCACGACCCGCCUUAUCUGUGCAUUCGUUGGUGGAUCCCGAGGCCUGUUACUGCCGAGUCCCGCCCAAACCACGCCCUCACGCAUUCCGCAGGACCAGGAGAAGGCGUGGUCAUUGUGGCGCUGGACCUUCGAGACCGUCUCCUCUCGUAAGAAUCAGGACGCGCUCGAAGGCCGGCGCUGUGAGGGUGGGAGUGCAUUCCGCGGUCCCGCGCGGCGCGAGAGGCCCGCGACCGCUGCUGGCGCACGCCGCGCCCCGCUGCCCCGGCACGCGGCCUCCGCGCGAGUUCGCGCACGCACGCGCGCGCGCACCUGCCCAAGCCUCGGCCUGGGCGGCGGGGACGCGCCUGGCGGAGGCUGGGCCGCUGAGGUACGAGGGGAGGAGCCCGAGCUGUGGCGCUGUUGUCGCUGCUGUCGCCGCCACUGCCGCCGCCCCCGAGAGGAGCAUGUCUGCAACUCGAGCCAAGAAAGUGAAGAUGGCCACCAAAUCGUGCCCCGGGUGCGACCAACAGAAGUGGACUGUACCAUAUCUUUGAAAGAUUUGCGAAUACUGUUUUUAUAUGAAUUUAAACUAGGACAUAGUGCAGCCACAGCAAGUAGAAACAUCAAUUCUGUCUUUGGAGAAGGCUCUGUUAGUGAAAGGACUAUCCGGUGGUGGUUUGAAAAAUUUCGUUCUGGGGAUCUGAGUCUGAAAAAUGAGCCUCGAGGGAGACCCAAAUCUGUUUUAAAUGAAGAUCAAUUGAGAGCCAUGGUGGAAGCUAACCCCAAAAUGGCAAUUCGAGGCCUUGCAGCAGACUUAGGAGUUUCUGCUACAACAAUUUCUCGACAUCUGGCUGCAAUAGGAAAGGUGAAAAAGUUGGACAAAUGGGUAGGUACCACACCAACUGAUGGAUGAUCAUAUAUGGAGAUGAUUAGAGAUGUGCUCAUACCUUAGGAUUUGAAAGAGCAGAGACCUAUUCUGGAGAGGAUCAUAAGCUUUGACAAAAAAUGAAAGUGGUCUGGACAAUGGUUGGAUGUUGAUGAAGUUCCCAAACGUGUUAAAACUAUCGCUGCAACCAAAAUGAAGGUUCUAGUAAUGAUGGUGGUCUGCAAAGAGAGUAUUUAUUACUUUUAGCCCAGGCAAAACUAACAGUAGCAUCUUAUUGUCAAGAAGUUGAAAUUAUGUAUAAAAAUGGAUUUAAAAGCACUCUGCAUUGGUUAACAGACAUGGACCUAUACUUUUCCAUGACAACAUUUGACCACUGAAAUUGCGGACCACCAUAGGGAAUAACUGAAUUGGGCCAAGAACUUUUGUCAUAUCCAUCACACUCACCUGACCUUUUUUCAACAGAUUACCACCUUUUUCAUCAUUUGGAAGUCUAAGAAACAGAACAUUCUCCAAAAGAGAACAAUAAUUGAAGGAUUUGAAUAAAUGUUAACAAUGCUGAA
This is a messenger RNA of Acinonyx jubatus (cheetah), 1610 nucleotides long. RefSeq lists its product as uncharacterized. The transcript has 3 exons. Lineage: Eukaryota; Metazoa; Chordata; Mammalia; Carnivora; Felidae. The record is from RefSeq and is a predicted model, not a curated record. Bases 1 to 1077 code for a protein of 358 amino acids.